Nymphaea colorata (pocket water lily) is the source of this 4389-nucleotide messenger RNA. RefSeq lists its product as uncharacterized. The transcript is spliced from 4 exons. The record is from RefSeq and is a predicted model, not a curated record. Bases 438 to 3011 code for a protein of 857 amino acids. Lineage: Eukaryota; Viridiplantae; Streptophyta; Magnoliopsida; Nymphaeales; Nymphaeaceae.
CUGGUUUGCUUUUCCUCCAUUCUCUUUUCUCCUUAGCUGUAAUGCAAUGGGUAGGCAUACCAAAAACUCAUUCCGUCCUCCAAUUUCUAUUCCAAAAUCUGCAGCAAAUCCUGUGUUACAUGCCAUGCUUCACUUCAAUAAAUGUGAAACAGUAAAGUUACCUUACGUCGGAGUUUACAUGGUUUUCUUUUUCUCCUUCCCUGUUCAGCAUGCAGUGUUUGAAGUUCAGAAUUCAAUCCAGUAGCUCAUCUCUUUGCCUCCUUCUGGUACCAAACUAAGUAUAUCUUGGCCAGCAUGUUAAUAUCUCCUUUUUUUUAUGUAUGUCAAUAACAGGCAGGAAUCUGUCACGGGGCGUCCGGCUAUCAGAAUUAAGGUGUAGUUGAAUCACCACUAUUUUGCCGCUGCUGUUGAGAACUACUCUUUCCUUAAUCCAAACAAUGGCAAGAAAGUUACGGAGCCAAAUUGAGGUUAAAGAUCACCCAGGCUGCAUGUGGAACCUCUUUCAUCAUUUCCAUUUCCACAACCGCCACCAGCUCGCGAGGAAAAUGUUGUUAGAAGCAAAGCAGGCUAAAGGUGCUAAAGCCUCAAAGAAAAAAGCAGGUGGACGCGAAGAAGAUACAGCAGAUGGUAAAGUUCCAGUUAAUGAAAAUUAUAAGGAAAGGAGCUCAUCAGUACACAGCUACAGCGGCAGACUAAUAAAAAUACUCAUGGCUGAGGAAAUAUCCAAGGAACCAGAAAGAGGAUCAAGCGCCACCUCUACCUCCAUACCAGCAACGUUUACUGCUUCAUUCUCUGAUACAGACCUUGGAGACAUCGCUUCCCUAGGAGAGCCUGCUGCUGAGAGUUCAGCAUCUAGCCUCCAUUUAUCACAAGACAUGGAAACUCAUGCUGUGUACGAGAAAAAUUCUUUGCCAGAGCAGGGCGGAUGGAAUAACCCAUCUGAUGAAAGUCAUUGGAUCAUGAAUUAUGGUGGCGACUCCAGCUAUGAUCAACUUGAUGAACUUGGAAAACAGUUACUUGAGAAGCAUGCCCUUCUUCAAGAAAAACUGGAUGAAGCAAAGGAAGCCAUUUUAAACCAUAAUUAUGUAGAUGCCAAGGACCUUGCAAGAGAUAUGCUGUUGCAUCAGUCAAAAGACUUCGUGGAUGCACUGGAGAUAUUGAAUACUGACAGAGAACUAUUUCUGGAACUUCUACAAAACCCUAAUCCCCUGGCAGAAAGAGAGACCCCUGACAAGCAGCCAUUUCAUGAAGAGAACGACAUCAUUUGCUCUUCAUCACUGACAAAUGCCGAUUCUUCAACCAAAAAACACGUCAAGGAUCCCAAGCAUAAGAUGAAAGGGAAGAGAUGGUUCACAAAACUCCGAAAAGACCCCCAGGACAAGGAUUCACCGCUAGACUUACAGCCUACUAACUUAUUGAAGGAUGUGAAGCACCAAAAGAAAAAGCAGGACAAGGAUCGGAGACUAGACUUACAGAACACUAACCCAUUAAAGGAUGCAGACAGGAUGGACAAAAGCUCUGAUCCACCAAAACGUGCAACCGUCAUGAAACCUGCAAGUGGAACACCUAGAAGUAACAAAGAUCUGGAUCCCUCACUGAGCUCAACAAAUAAACUCAGUAGGGCAGAAAGUGAAAAAGCUGGCAACCGUUUUCGAGAUUUAAAACACAGGCUCAAGAAAGCCAUUAAAGAUGGCAGAAAGGAGCAACUACACAUCUCCAUGGAUGGGAUCCUUCAUAAAGUCCCAUAUGGCACUAAGGAUAACAUGAAGGAGAAAGUGGACCAACAUAAAGAGACUACUGCAUGUGGUGUGAACAGAGAACAAGCAAGAAGCAAUGCUGACAGUUGCCCAAGUCCAUCAAGCAGUAUAAAGGAUGACCUCAACAAUAGAGAGUUGAAUUCAUCUGUCACUAAGAGUAACAUUAAAGAUCAUCCAACAACCUUCACUGUUUUGAAUGAGGAUAUAGAAUCAACAACAUCUGGAAGAGAUCAAUGUUCUGAGGAGCCAGCUAGUCUACGAGAAAUACCUUCUGAUGGUAAUCAUAGAAAAGAAAUCCACAAUGGAGAACCAAAGAACACAGAAAACAUUGUCAUGGAAGUUUAUGGAGAACCAGAAUUGGAUAUAGUACAUGAUGACAAUGAAGAAAGCGCUGGAAGUCCACCUCUGCAUUUCCCAGAAAACAGUGAGGUACAGCAUCAGGAACUUGGAACAGGUACUGCAAAAACAACUGACACAAGCCCAGAUUCCUUUACGGAUUGCCAUUUUGAAGAAGGUAAUUCACAUCAUGUGGAAGAUCCCUCAAGCACAUCAACAUUUCAAGACCAAGAAGGUUUAGUGCCCAUGCAAAUGCAUGAGUUCCAAAGAAAAGAUUCCAUUGUUCCACAAGAAGACCAAUGUAAUGGAGCAGUUCCUCAUGAUGCACUUGCUAUACCUGCUGUUCAUGCUAACCAAGAUUCAGCUGACAAUGGCAACUCCCAUGAUCUAUACACUCAUGGUGAUGAAGAAGACAAAGCUGAUUUCACAUAUGUAAUGGAUGUGCUUAAGGCUUCCGGACUUAGGGGCGACGAAUCCCCCACACAAUGGCAUUCACGAGAACAGCCAAUGGAUCCUCUAUUGUUCAAUGAAGUGGGAACUUUACCUACAAGUGACAUUGCAGGAGUUAACAUGGUUACUGCUUGCAACCACCAAUUGCUGUUUGACUGCAUCAAUGAAGCAUUGCUAGAAAUCUAUGAACGGUCAUUCAAAAAGUAUCCCCGGUUUAUGUCCUUGACAUCACGUACUAGAACAAUGCCUAUAGGAAAGUACAUCCUUGAUGAGGUGUGGGCUGAAAUAAGUUGGCACCUUGAAUCUCAGUCACAAUUGUAUCCAUCAGUGGAAUAUCUAGUGACAAGGGAUCUGGCAAAGAGCAAUGGUUGGAUGGAUGUGCAAGCAGAAGCAAAGAGCAUAGUGAUCGAGCUCGAAUCACUAAUUACAAAUGAUUUGUUGGAUGAUGCUCUCUAUCAGAUUAUCUAAGUCAUUUAUCAAACUUGUUAUGUUUAUUCUGAUGUCUUCAUGGAAGGAUUGGUGUAUGCACUAUGCAGCCAUUUAAUUCUCUGCGCCCCAAAUAUAGAAAGUCAAUUGUGACCCCAUAGUCCAUGUAACAGCUGAUUGAUCAUCCAUGUGGAAAUAGCAUACGUAAAUGUGUAAUUAUGACCUGCAGAAAACAGCAUUCAACCAAUAGGAGACCUUUCUGUAUUACAUAAGAGUACAAUUUGUAAGAAUAGGAACCAUUGUUUUAGCAAAGGCAUGCACCGAAUAAUACAAACAUAUCAAAAAGGGUCAGGCAGUUCAUAUCUAGUUCUUGCAGAAUAGGUAGAACAUAAAUGUUACUAAUACUACCAACACAUGCUGUGAUUGACUGAUUACCAUAUGCAUAUAUAAUUAAAGUUGCAAUAGAACAAAUUAGUAUAAUAAGCAAUUUAGGUACAACGAAAUGUAUUCUUGACUGAACUAGGCCUACUCCAUCUACAGUGUGAAAUCAAACAAGUUGUUGCCUAUGUGCUAUAAGAAAUGAUGACGCAAAAAUGAUCAACGAGGUCAAAAAAUUCAAGACCAAUGUAACUGCCGAACCAGAAAACUAAUGGUCCAAAUAUUUCUGCUUGCUUAACAUUUCCCCCUCCCUCAAGGCCAUGGUUGUAUGCAUCAUAACAUAAUCACAAGAAUCUCUGUGCAUGAACACUAGCUGAGAUUAUCAGUAGAAAUAUAAGAAGACCCACCAUUUAUGGCAAACUUCAUCCCUUUGUCACCCUUCACAAAAUCUUGACUUGCCUGUGUUCAAAAUAAUCUUCCAUUGUUUUACGCAAGAGCAAAUAGAACCCAUUUCAAGAAUUUCCAGAAUCCUAAUCCAUAACCAACACAAACAAGCAUGAGCUCAAUAAGCAUGUGCAUGAUACUUGACAUGUGCACUUUGGAUCCAGGAUUCUCCGUCCACCUGACGGAGAUAUCAAGUAUGGAGAUAUUAAGACUUUUGAAUAAGUAUACCAAUUCAACAUCGAAGCACCACCUGAAGUGAAAAUCCUUAGAAGAGAAAGACAAAAAAUUAGCUACAAAUAAAUGCAGAAUGUUAAUCACUGCCAGCCAAAAAAAACUUUUGUUUGUUGACGCAGGACAUGGAUCAAGCAUUCUUAUAUAAUUGAGACAAAAAGGCCAUGGCUCAUACAAUUCAACAGUAUCCAGUCUAUGCAACUUCAGUAGGCUCAUGCAACAGCUUUCAUAUUUUAGCAAGUUAACUCAUCUGGUAGUGACAUCAAGGUCUUAUAAGCGUAACAAUGAAGCACCUUAAGACAAACGAGGAGCAUGCCUUUAAUGUCUUUCAACAUAAAUUUUUACAAAAAAUUAUAAAAUUUGUUGA